GCCGGCGCGAGGCGCGGAGGUGGGCCCCGGUCUGCCUCGGGGUCAUUUUUUUCCCCUUCUAAAUUGCUUGAGGUUUUCAGGAAUUACGCCUUUUCACUUUCAUUCCUUUCUAACUUGUCCUGAUGGCCGCGCUGAUUUUACAUCCUUUACUUGAACAGCGCAGGGUUGUCAUCCUCAGGAAAUCUACAAUGAUUUAACUGCUGAAAACCAUCUGAGAAACUUUCCAAAAAACAAUGGCCAGACUGUUGCAAGCUCCACCCAAGUUUCAUCUCUCAGAAUGGGACAUUGCAAACAAGAUGCAGUGUGCCAGUACAGAGUCUCAGAAAUCCAGGUCCGAGCGCGCGAUAGCUGAGAGUCAGAGGCUGCUGGAUGAAAUAGAAAAGACAACUCGGAAAACCCAAAGUGAUGUCAGCAAGAAAAUAGAACAGAGACGGGAAGAAAUACAAUUCUGGAAGCAAGAAUUAGAUAACAAACUUGAACAGAUUGUUCAUGAGACAGAGGUACUGUUGACUUUCAAGACUAGGCUGGAGAAAUCUUUGGACAGCUGCAAAGAACCACUCCUCAUUGCCCAAAAGUGUCUCCUGAACAGGCAGAGGCGAACUGGGAUUGACUUGGUGCAUGAUGAAGUGGAACAGGAACUGGUGAAGGAAGUAGAAGUCCUCCAGGGGGUUAUUGCUUUGCUUGGACGUACAUUGGAACAAACCAAUGAGCAAAUCAGACUAAACCGUUCAGCAAAAUACAAACUGGAAAUGGAUUUGAAGGACAAGUUCACAGCUUUGAUGAUUGAUGAUUAUUGUGCUAGCCUGACAAACAACACUCCAGAUAUCAGAUACACUGAUAAUGCAGUGAAAAUAGAAGGAAAUUUUGUUAGCCCUGAAGACUGGAUAGAUUUCUCAAACAUAAAUGUUGAAAAGGCUGAGAAGCAGAGAAACAAUUCUUUGGCACUGAGGGCACUGAUUGAUGGCAUCCUUUCACAGACAGCAAAUGACAUGCACAAGCAAUGUGAGAUGGUGAAUGUUGCAUUCAGAAAUAGGGUGAAGGAAGUCAAGGAUGCCAAGCGCAAGCUAGAGACACUCCUUGCAAUGGUGCUAGAUGAGACUGCCGCACAGGAGAAGAACAUUGCAGCUUUACAGAAAGCAAUUGCUGAUAAAGAAGGACCCGUUAAAGUGGCUCAAACCCGCCUGGAAGCAAGAAACCAUCGUCCCAAUGUGGAAUUGUGUUGCGACACAGUGCAGUACGGGCUGAUGAAUGAAGUUCAAGAGAUUACAAAAAAUAUUCAAAGAUUAAAGGACACACUGGCACAGGCUGAGACAGAGCUGAAAGGUCUGAGCCGUAGACAGCUUUCCUUGGAGGAGGAGAUCCAAGUCAAGGAGAAUACAUUGUAUAUUGAUGAAGUGCUCUGCAUGCAAAUGAGAGAGUCUGUUUACAUUAACAGCUUCUGAAACCACCACACUGGGAGAGUGUGUGUCCUCCAAAGAACCAGCUCCCACUGAAAUUUGAUUGACAAACCUCCAGAUGUACUGUUUUGGCUCAAUGCUGUCCUGGUUCUAGUUGUGCAAGGUAAUUACUUACCCCUAUCUGUUUCACAGCCAUCUGUGCUCUAGAAUGCCUGAUGAAAUCUCCCACUUGGCAAUAAAAUUCCAGAAUAAGAA
Messenger RNA from Tyto alba (common barn owl), 1652 nucleotides. RefSeq names its product tektin 1 (gene TEKT1). The record is from RefSeq and is a predicted model, not a curated record. Bases 234 to 1442 code for a protein of 402 amino acids. Gene Ontology annotation, cellular component: nucleus; microtubule cytoskeleton. Lineage: Eukaryota; Metazoa; Chordata; Aves; Strigiformes; Tytonidae. The transcript is spliced from 8 exons. Gene Ontology annotation, biological process: cilium assembly; cilium movement involved in cell motility.